GUCUUGACAGUUCCUUAGCUAGUAGCAGUAAUGCUAAGAUUGGUCAACCAACGGGAAUAAAUGCUGUUAUGGAUAACAGGUGGGGAAACCGCUCCAAAUAUGACAGACUAUCUUUAACCGUUGUCAGCAAUUACCGAGACUCGAAGGAAGCUCGUGCAUAGGGGUAGACGGGUUUCACCAGCUGCUUAAGGCUCAGGAUCAUAUCGGGGCAGACUGACCACAUCAAACCGGAUGAAACUAGGUCGGGCUGAAUCAAACCAGACAGACCAGAGCAGAACGGAGCAGACCAGACUGAUCGAGACUAUACCCAGCCCGUCCACGAGGCCCGUUACAGUUUCCUAUCCAGUUGUGGGCUCCAGAGUGGAUGGAAGGAGAUGAUUUUAACACAGAGGCUGUGAUGAACAUCUGUGAUGACCUGAUGGCAGACCAAAGGAUGGACAUCUCGUCUACAAUGACUGACUUCAUGUCCCCGGGGUCCACUGACCUCAUCUCCAGCUCCAUCAGCACUCCUAGCAUGGACUACACCCGCAAGAGGAAGGGCAGCACUACUGAUUACCAAAUUGAUGGCUUCUCAUUUGAUGACAUGGACCCAGACAAAGAUAAACUGGGAAGUGACCAACAGGGCAGGAUUAAGAAUGCCAGAGAGGCUCACAGCCAGAUCGAGAAGCGUCGCAGGGACAAGAUGAACAGCUUCAUCGACGAGCUGGCGUCACUGGUGCCAACCUGUAACGCCAUGUCCCGCAAACUAGACAAGCUGACGGUCCUGCGCAUGGCUGUCCAGCACAUGAAGACACUCCGAGGUGCAGCCAACCCCUACACAGAGGCCAACUACAAGCCUUCCUUCCUCUCAGAUGAUGAACUGAAGCACUUGAUAUUAAGGGCUGCUGAUGGUUUCCUGUUUGUGGUUGGGUGCGACCGCGGAAAGAUCCUCUUUGUUUCCGAAUCAGUCUACAAGAUCCUCAACUACAGUCAGAACGACCUGAUAGGUCAGAGCCUGUUUGACUACCUACACCCCAAGGACAUUGCCAAGGUCAAGGAGCAGCUGUCCUCUUCCGAUACGGCCCCACGAGAGAGACUCAUUGACGCUAAAACUGGUCUUCCAGUCAAGACCGACAUCACCCCCGGCCCAUCUAGACUCUGUUCUGGAGCCAGACGGUCGUUUUUCUGCAGGAUGAAGUGCAACAGGCCCUCUGUCAAAGUAGAGGAUAAAGACUUUCCUUCCACCUGCUCUAAGAAAAAAGCGGACCGUAAGAGCUUCUGCACUAUUCACAGCACGGGAUACCUAAAGAGCUGGCCGCCCACCAAGAUGGGUCUCGACGAGGACAAUGAGCCCGACAAUGAGGGCUGCAACCUGAGCUGCCUUGUAGCCAUAGGCCGCCUGCACCCCCACAUUGUCCCCCAACCCAGCCUGGCAGACAUCAGGGUAAAGCCCACAGAGUACGUCUCGCGGCACGCCAUAGACGGCAAAUUUGUCUUCGUUGACCAGAGAGCCACAGCCAUCCUAGCCUACCUGCCCCAGGAGCUGCUGGGAACCUCCUUCUAUGAGUAUUUCCACCAGGAUGACAUUGGCCACCUGGCAGAGUGCCACAGACAAGUGCUGCAGAUGAGAGAGAAGAUCAACACCAACUGUUACAAAUUCAAGAUAAAAGACGGCUCUUUCAUCACGCUGAGGAGCCGAUGGUUUAGCUUCAUGAACCCCUGGACCAAGGAGGUGGAGUACAUUGUCUCCACCAACACUGUUGUGUCGUGUCCUAUGAUGGAAGGAUCGGAUUAUCCUCAAUCUGCUGCUUCACCACAGAGUAUGGACAGUGUUCUCACCUCAGAGGGUGGAGGAAGGCGGGCACUGCAGACGGUCCCUGGCAUCCCCGGUGGCACAAGAGCAGGAGCCGGCAAAAUUGGACGCAUGAUUGCAGAGGAAGUGAUGGAGAUCCAGAGGAUUCGAGGCUCCUCCCCCUCCAGCUGUGGCUCCAGCCCUCUGAACAUCACCAGCACCCCUCCACCUGACACAUGCUCCCCAGGGGGCAAGAAGAUUCAGAACGGAGGGACACCCGAGCAGCCGAGCACAGGGAUCAUUCCUGGCCCUGAUUCUGUAGGCUACCCCUACUCCAACCAGUCCAUCAUGAGUGACAACUCCCACCUAAGUAUAGACAUCAUGGACGAGCCUGGUUCCAGCAGCCCCAGCAACGACGAGGCAGCCAUGGCGGUCAUCAUGUCCCUGCUGGAGGCGGACGCUGGCCUGGGCGGCCCCGUCGACUUCAGCGACCUGCCCUGGCCUUUGUGAGGAAGUUAAAAGGAAAGAAGGAAAGGGGGAGAGGGAUACUCCCUCUUUAGCACCAGAGCCACUGAUGAAAGAGUUUAGUCAGGUUGAAUUCUGUCUGUCAUGUUUCCUGCCCUCUGUACACAACUACACUGCAAAGAACCUUAGCACAUUUUAAUAGAAAAGGCUGUAGAUAAUGAAGAUUUGUAUUACACACAAGACUGUAGGUAGACCUUGGAUUCCAUGGAUUUCCUCCCCAAAUGAUGUGUUAAGAUGAUCCACUUUGCAGUGUUAGUUGUCUCGUCACGGUUAGAGACCAUUACUCUAACAACAGUCCAGAAAAUGGCAUCUCAAGUUAUGGGAUUGCGGUGCUAACAUGUCUACUGAUGGACUGAACUCUGUCUAACAGUGGCUCUGGGCUCUGUCAUUGCCAGCUCAACAGCCAACGCCAAACCAACACAGAACUCCUGAGACAUUCAUAGAUGGUGGUUGAAGUUUGAUGUGGGGCGGAGUGGUGUUGGGUGGGGAGCGCUUGAUUUCUGACUCCUCCCGCAGCCCUCUCAACAUCUCUAACUGUAUGUCCGAGUCUCCUCGAAGGAUGUUGGUGCCGUACAAACACGGCUGUGGUUGCACUCCCCUCCAAAAAUUGCUUUAUUUUUAGACGGCUGAUCUCCAGCAUGGGAAAUGAACACACAACCGUUAUCCUCUGGUCAUUUGCUCGGAAGAUUCGUAGAGGUCCUUUAUUCCCAAGCCGCAGAAUUCCACAAGCCGAUAGUAUUUCAGUUCAUUUAAAUAAUGACAAAAUCCUUUUGGAAAAAGCCACCUAGCUGCUGUUUCCUUAACUAACGUAAACUUUAUCUUGUUUUUCUAUAAGCUACUCAUCCUCACUAAAUUAUAUUUUCUGUAUUUUUCCUGUAAGUUAAAUUUGAAAGCUAUCAAAAAUAAUACUCCUAAAGCUCUUGCUGUCAUAUGACUUGCUUAGUAGAGGUCUUCACAAGUAAAAAAUGAUGGACUCCAUUGGAAUUGAACCAGUGCAACACCUAACAUGAUGUGCAUAAAUAGAUUUGUAUGCAACGCAAGGACACUCGGACCUGAUCCAAAAUUUUAUUCGAUCCAAACAUACCAAAAUAGAGACACUGGCAGCAUGAUGCGCCACCAGUUAAUAUAGUUAAAAGAUGAAGUAACUAAGAACUUGAACUUCCAUGUUUCUGGACCCAUACAGCCUGUGAAUCAGAGUCCCUAUCUGACUGACUGUCCUGGCCACAUAAGUGGCAGGAAAAUAAUCAUAUCGGACCAUUUUCCCUUUACUCAGAUGAAUGUAUUCAUUGUUUAACAACCAUUGCUUUUAUAAUGGUUGUGUGUGUGAUGAAGUUUCUUUGGGCCAUUGUGCAUUGCCUGACCUGCGAUUCCGACCUGCCACUACACCAAAAUCACCUCACAGCACUAAUCCUGGACGGUUGAGCUGCGUCCCAAUCCCGUACUACAUACUAAUUGUAAGCAGGUUUUCACUAUGUAGUGUGUUCACACUGGAAAAGCUAUCAAAUAAAGUAUAUUUAAAACAGUCAGCAUGCAUAUUAAAAGCCCUGGAAUUUUUGAGUGUGCUUUUGAUGUGCACUUUUCUCCAAGAAGUCAAUGCUCAAAGGAAAUGGAGGAGCUGUUCAGAGCUAAAAAAAAAUCCAAAGUAAUUCUUGAUGAUCAAACAGCUUCAGAAAGACUUAAAGACAGGAAGACAGAAAACAAAAAUAGAUUCUGAAGUUGCAUUCAUAUUGACAUUAAAAGUCCUAAUAAUUUCUUGUAUACUAAAAAAUAAAAGCAGUAUAAAAUAACUAUAAAAAAAUAGUACAGAGUGUACUGUACAUGGUAUAUGGAAUUGGGACACAGCUUUGGCAUCAGGCCUGUCCAGGGUGUACCCCAUCUCACACCUAGUGCAUUCUGGGAUAGGCACCCUCCAAAGGAUAAUGGAUGAACUGUACAGUUUAUAAUCUGGUUGCCUCAAAAACAACAUUUUAAUGAUGAUUGUCAGCAAUAUAUUAAUGUGUCACAUGCAUAUGUGUGCAUGUGAUCAAAUCUAAAACCAAGUCGACUAGGAUCCACUUAGGCAAUACAACGGGUGCCUACACAACACAGUAUAAUUUGGACCCAGUUCAGUUAUUAGAAACUGUCUGGAACUGUGAAGACCUCUACUGCUUUGUUCUCUAGUGUUCUCCUGCACAUUUUAGCUGCAAAAUCUCUGAAGGUCCUUAACGAGUGUUGAUAGCGGGCAGUCAGCAGAAGAACUGUAGUGAAGCUCUGACUACUGUUUCAACAAAGAAUCAGACUUUAAUGGAGAAAAAGCGGAGGUUAAUUGAAUCUGGUGGGAGCAGCGGCUUAGUGUGCAGGUGUGUGUUCAUGGCUGUAACGGCACACUUGAUGUCUCUCUCAGAAGAGCUAUUCAACUGCAAACCAAGACAAUUUAAAUGCAAAAAUGUUCUUCACUGCCAUUUUACUAAGGUCUACUCCUCACAGACAGCUUUCUACAGGUAAACACAUGUUGGCAGGCUAAUUAGCAUCACCCAGCUAACCGAGAAACCUGUGCUCUGGGUGACAGGCUACCCAUCUACACCAAUACCCAUAUGAAGCACUUAAUAAUGCAGUCAGACUUUUCAGUUACUAAACUCUAUUCCUUCAUCAGGAGGGCUAACUCUGAUACAGCACAGGCCCAAGAAAGUUUUUUUUUUUUUUUUUGACUUAAUCUGAAUAAUUUAAAAAUGAAUCUUAAAUGUCCGCCAUCAGUACCUGGGCUGAAGUUUAUCCCUCAAAAAAUGAAAACCCGUAUAGCCACUUUCAAACUUGUUUUGCCGGUGUUGGGAGAAGUUAAAAAAUAAACACCCCCGAGUUAAAUUCUGCUGACAGAUUUACAGUAUUUUGAUUAAAAAAAAGAAGAAAUCUCUUUAGCACUUAAUACGCAGAUGUACUGUGGCUACAUUUAACUGUCAACCUUGUUAGGAGAGGUCUAUAACGUAGACGAGGCGAGUAUAAAAACCGAUACAUGUCCUAGAGAUGGAGGCGACAGUAAUCCUGCAGAGUAGGUCUUUGUAACGGGGAUAGAGCUAAUCAUGUCCUCUGACAGUUAACAAGGUCAGAAGGGACAGCCAGGGUGGAAUUCUUAAUUUCAGUGUCUGUCUUUCCUCUAUGAUAAUGAGUAUCCUCAACACAACAUUUACACCUCGCCAGCUUUCUGCUGCUCCCAGACAUAUAGAUGUACAGAUAUCUAUCUAGAUAUCCUAUAGAUAUACAGAUAUAAAUACAUACAUGCAUGCAUUGCAUACAUUGCAAUGCAAACAUCUUCUUUCUGUAUUAGAUUUAAAUAUCUGGCUUAAUAUCAGUCAGUAUCAAUUUGUGGCUGAACAUUUGGCACUCCUUCAAAAUGACAUUCUCUCCAUUUGGGAAUGCAAAUUGGUGCAAGUCAAAGAGCUGCAGCAGUUCCUGUGUUGCCCAUCUGUGUAAAUCCUUCAGUCAGUGUACACAGUUUGGUUGAAAAACUACUGUUGACAUUGAAAUACCUGGUGAGCUCAGGUUCCGCCCCCAGCCCCCCCCCCCCAUGUUUUCUUCCAAUCAGGCAGUAGCUGGCGAGGUCCCCUCUGUAUCUGUUCUAGUGGUUUUCUGUUUCAAUGUUUUUACGCUACACACUACAAUAAAGUGUUCCCCUUGUUGAUAUAGCCCUCCCCACCUGAUAAUAAUGUAUCAAAUCUUUAAAUAUUAUCAUGUUAAGAGUAUACUUUAUGCAAAUAUAUGAGUAUGAUGAGUGUAUUGUAUGUAUCAGCAGUGAAAUAUUUUUAAAAUAAAAUUAUUUGUUUCUGUCA
Molecule: messenger RNA, 6099 nt
Organism: Perca fluviatilis (European perch)
Lineage: Eukaryota; Metazoa; Chordata; Actinopteri; Perciformes; Percidae
Gene: bmal1a
Product: aryl hydrocarbon receptor nuclear translocator-like 1a
Exons: 20
Coding region: 365-2281 (638 amino acids)
Biological process (GO): circadian rhythm; regulation of transcription by RNA polymerase II
Cellular component (GO): nucleus; transcription regulator complex; cytoplasm
Molecular function (GO): protein dimerization activity; RNA polymerase II cis-regulatory region sequence-specific DNA binding; DNA-binding transcription factor activity, RNA polymerase II-specific
Source: RefSeq, a predicted model, not a curated record